This is a messenger RNA of Penicillium canescens, 441 nucleotides long. RefSeq lists its product as uncharacterized. The transcript is spliced from 4 exons. NCBI's taxonomy places the organism in Eukaryota, Fungi, Ascomycota, Eurotiomycetes, Eurotiales, Aspergillaceae. The record is from RefSeq and is a predicted model, not a curated record. Bases 1 to 441 code for a protein of 146 amino acids.
AUGUCUGGGCAUGGCGAUAAGCGUAUUACAAUGGUGGACUUUAGAGGAGCGCGUGAUGAUACAAAAAAGAAAAAUCAUUCUACGCUUAGUAAGAAAACGACGAAAGUCAUUAGGGGAGGCCCGAAGAAUUUCGGGUUAGCUCAAAUAAGUGAAAACCACUAUGGUUCUUAUUCUUAUAUCGAUAUAUAUCGGCGAGCUAUCUCUUGUAUAAUUGCGGGCAAGGUGACUAUUGCCACCUAUCGUUCUAACCUAUCACGAGUGAUCGCCUUUAGGGAAUACAAUAAGAAAGAUAUGGGACAAAUGGUUGAGGUAUACGACCGUCUUUAUCACCAAAACAUUUUGUCUUAUGUCACCUUUUGUACUUCAAACACGGAGACUUAUUUAUAUGCGAAGACCCUUAACGGCGCUAGUUACCUUGGCGAGAAUGGUUGGGAACACUAG